GCCCGGAAGUGGCGAGGACGGGGUUAGCGCUGCGGGGUGAAAUCGGCUAGCCAGAGAAGAUGCUGCUGGACCUGUCGGAGGAGCACAAGGAGCACCUGGCCUUCCUGCCGCAAGUGGACAGCGCGGUGGUCGCUGAGUUUGGGCGAAUUGCGGUGGAGUUCCUGAGGCGCGGCUCUAACCCCAAGAUCUACGAAGGCGCUGCGAGAAAACUCAGCGUGAGUAGUGACACUGUCCAACAUGGUGUGGAAGGAUUAAUACACCUCCUCACUGAAAGUUCAAAGCUCAUGAUUUCUGAACUGGAUUUCCAAGACUCGGUUUUUGUUCUUGGAUUCUCUGAGGAAUUGAACAAAUUGUUGCUGCAGCUUUAUCUGGACAACAGAAAAGAGGUCAGAACUAUCUUGAGUGAACUGGCACCAGACCUUCCCAGUUACCACAGCCUUGAAUGGCGACUAGAUGUACAGCUUGCAAGCAGAAGCCUCAGGCAACAGAUGAAACCAUCAGUGACUAUAAAGCUGCACCUUAAUCAGAACGGAGAUCACAACACCCAAGUUCUGCAGACAGACCCAGCCACCCUGCUUCAUUUGGUUCAGCAAUUGGAACAAGCCUUGGAAGAAAUGAAAACAAACCACUGUAGGAGAGUUGUGCGCAAUAUCAAGUAGUCCCAACUUGCUUCCUUCCCUUAGAAUCACUUGUGAAUUGAUGAUAUGCAGCAGUUACUUCUCAAAAUAAAUUUUUUAAUUGAUAGUGAUAAAUACAUAGAGAUUUCAUAACAUUUCUUUUCCUGUGUGAAGAUACUGAGGUCAUGAUCAAAGGCUAAGUAAAUUUCCUUUCCUGGUGCUAAAUGUGGUCAGCUUCUUGACAAUUAAGAUGUAUUUUGGGGCUUCCCUGGUGGCGCAGUGGUUGGGAGUCCGCCUGCCGAUGCAGGGGACAUGGGUUCAUGCCCCGGUCCGGGAAGAUCCCACAUGCCGCAGAGCGGCUAGGUCCAUGAGCCAUGGCCGCUGAGCCUGCACGUCCGGAGCCUGUGCUCCACAAUGGGAGAGGCCACGGCCACGACAGUGAGAGACCCGCGUACCGCAAAAAAAAAAAGAUGUAUUUUGUAUUUUAAAUGUGUAAAUAGGAUUGAAUCAACUGGAAGUGAAUCUAUACUGUUCAAAUCCUCUGUAUAUAUAAAUGACUGUACUUUUUUUGAUACUUUUCUGACUACUUAACUUUAUUAUUUUCCUCCUUAUUGGCCUAAAUUUGACAGUAAAGUUCACAAUGUAAUGCUAUUACUAUUCAGAAUAUUCCUAGACAGUUUAAUGUUUGUGACCUUUAAAAGCACCCCAUGAUGUUAACAGCCACAGAAUAGUUGGAAGUGAAUAUAAAUUUUUUUAAUGCUAUAUUUAGGCAGUUCUUGCAUUUUUCUUUGCCUGUGAAUAUAGUAAGUAUUUACCAUGUUGCUUAAGUUUAAGUUGCCAUGGAUAAUAAGCUUAAAUAGUACUCAACUUUGUGUGAAUAUAUUGCAUUUUAUUAAGGACUACUUUUUUUCCCUAUUAUCCAGAGCAUCUAAGAGAUACACUGUCAUUUAUAAACAAUGGAUGCAGACAUAAUGUAAUCAAUUCUGAAUUAUCUGGAUGUAAAUUAUAGUCACUUUUUAUAAUUCUGUUCGAAUAAAGUAUAAAGAGGGCAAA
This is a messenger RNA of Lagenorhynchus albirostris (white-beaked dolphin), 1670 nucleotides long. It is a transcript of the gene COMMD2, whose product is annotated as COMM domain containing 2. Bases 60 to 659 code for a protein of 199 amino acids. The transcript has 5 exons. NCBI's taxonomy places the organism in Eukaryota, Metazoa, Chordata, Mammalia, Artiodactyla, Delphinidae. The record is from RefSeq and is a predicted model, not a curated record.